Messenger RNA from Habropoda laboriosa, 627 nucleotides. RefSeq names its product protein JTB (gene JTBR). Lineage: Eukaryota; Metazoa; Arthropoda; Insecta; Hymenoptera; Apidae. Bases 124 to 576 code for a protein of 150 amino acids. Gene Ontology annotation, biological process: mitotic cytokinesis. The transcript has 3 exons. The record is from RefSeq and is a predicted model, not a curated record. Gene Ontology annotation, cellular component: spindle; midbody; cytoplasm.
GUAUUGCUUUACAAGUGGCUUCGGCUUCGUGUUUACCGGGUUCAGUCAGAAAGUUUUAUUUACUUUUCACAUGAAUCACGUAACUUGACAGGAGUUGGGUUUCAUGAAAUAGUGUACAUCGAAAUGAUUGAAUUAUGCACGAAAAAGCGAAUGUUAAUUGGCAUUUCGUUCUUGGGAGGGUUAACAAUAUUAGUAUUAAUUGUUGAAAGUCAUUGGACUGAUAACCCCAAUAAACUUAUUUUGGAGAGUUUUGAAAAUACCACGAGAUGUGCUUCUGGAGAUGAUUAUGAAAUAACAUCAGAAUGUCACCCAUGCUCUGCUUUUGAAGUAGCAAGCAGGAGCAUUGAUGUAUGUAUUCAUGCCAGAUACAAAGAAGUGUUGAAAUGUAAAAGUGGAGAAACUAUAACCAGAAGUUGUGACAGGGUAGCUUGGUUAGAGGAAAGAGAAUUUUGGAAGUUUGAGACGUUUAUGUUACUUCUGGCAUUAACCUCUUGUAUCAGUGUUUAUUGGAGAGAAAAUGUCCUGAGGCAGAGGAUAGUAAGAAAAAUAGCCAGGCAACUAAGGGCUAGUGCUUAGCCUUGAAUAGCUUUUUUUAUUUUUUUUUUUAUCGAUACCUUUAUAACUUGG